AUGACUAAACAUCUAAAUCCUCUCUGCAUGCCUACAAAUGAUAACUUGCCGAAGUCUAAAUCUGAUGAGGUGUGUCCUUACCUGGACAGACCAGAGAGAUUUGACCACAGCCCUCAGGUGCUGUGUAAGGAGUCUGUCUGGGCGUCGCGCUGUUAUUGGGAGGUGCUGUACUCUGGCUGGGCGGUUAUAGGGGCGACAUACGAGGGUGCGGGGAGGAGGGCAGGAGACGGACCCUGUGGCCUCGGGGAGAACGAGGAGUCCUGGGGUCUGGGUUGGGCCGGAUCCUGCUAUGAAGCCUGGCAUAAAGGAAUCAACAGCAGGGUGGAGGACGCUCAUCAGUGCUGCACUAUAGGAGUCUAUGUGGAUCAGCCCGCCGGCCUGCUCUGCUUCUACGCCGUGGAGACAGAGCAAGAUUCACAGAAGAAACAAGUGAAACUUCUUCACAGGUUUAAGAAUCCCAUAAAGGAGAAAAUUCUGCCAGGAUUCUGGGUGGGAAGACAGUCCUCUUGUUUAAUACUCAACAAAGAGGAAUGAGGAGAACAGAGUGACAAAAUCACACAACUGGACAGAGGGUCAGGGAGAGAAACUGUGGAUUAAAAAUGUAUAUAAUAAAUACAAUAUUGCUGUAUGUAACAUGAUUUUACAGUUCAGACUGCUCUUUGGUUGCUGCGAAUAUAUGAUAUUGAGCUUUAAGUUUUGUUUUAGAGACAAACAUUAAAUUGUCUAAUAAUAAACCUGGCAUUGUACAGUAUAUUGCAAUUGUUGGUUCUCUGAUUAAUUGCUUUUGUAAGUCGCUUUAGAGCUUCAGUGCUGAAAUACACAGUUCACUUUGCAUUAAAGCUUCCUUUAUCAAACAUGAAA
Megalobrama amblycephala (Wuchang bream) is the source of this 861-nucleotide messenger RNA. RefSeq names its product tripartite motif-containing protein 16-like protein. The record is from RefSeq and is a predicted model, not a curated record. The coding region runs from base 1 to 534 and encodes 177 amino acids. Gene Ontology annotation, molecular function: protein binding. NCBI's taxonomy places the organism in Eukaryota, Metazoa, Chordata, Actinopteri, Cypriniformes, Xenocyprididae. The transcript is spliced from 3 exons.